AUGGCUGUCCCGCAUAAACAAGACCCAAUUGUCCUGGUGAUUGAUUUCCACCAUGCGCGGGGCCCCGAAAUCGAACACUGCAUCGGUGAUGAGGGAACGAACCCGGCUGUCGACAAUGACUGGUCAUUACUACCCUUCAUGGCACUUUCUGAUGGUGCGCAUCUAUCGACCGAGGAAUUCUCAUAUUUCACGUUGCGCCGCAAAGAAACAUCCGAAACACCGGCAACGUCCCUUUUCGGCAUUGCCUGCUCGCGCCAGCUCGAUGCCAAGCUCCUGAUCCAUCGCCCUCCUGAAGUGACGCGCUCGACAGUGCAAAAGGCCGUGGUGGUGGUGACGGAUAGUCCGCAGAGAGUGGGACAAUUGCGCGAAAAGCUCUCUGUGGUGACAUCGGCGUGGUUUGCGCAGCGGGACUUUUCAGAUAUUGAUAUUUUGAAGAAAUUCCGAGAGGGCCUAGUUAUCAGUUUAUCCAAUGAUGCGUCGAAAGAUCAGAACUUAGGUCUUUCUCUACGGGAAAUGAUUCAUGAGUUCAAAUACCAGACCCUAGUGCUCUUUAAGGGACUAUUAUUGCAGCCUAAGAUGCUCUUUUUCGGUACCCGCUGUGAACGUCUAUGCAUGAUUCAAUUUUCGCUUGUCUCUUUAAUACCUGGAUUGAUCAAUAAUCUGCAAGAUUGUGCAGAUCCUGCAUUUGACAGCUAUACUCAAAAUGUUGAGAAGCCAACCUCCCUUAAGACAAGUGACCGAGGCUCUUUAUUGGCCUACAUGGGUCUACCGCUGCAGAUAUUUGGAAAGGGAAGCAUGUUUGGGCCAUAUACCCCCCUACAGCAACUGGAUUUGCUAGCCGAUGAUGGCACAAAGUCGUAUGUUGUGGGAUCAACGAAUUCUUUGCUCCUCCAACAAAAGGAUCGCUAUAGCGACAUUUUAAUCAACCUUGAUGAGGACAGCAUCAAUAUCUCGUCAUUGCCUCUACAAAGGGCUCUAGCCCUAUCUGUGGCGGACAGACGCUGGAUAGACGUUCUCACCCAGAUCGUUAAUGAAACCUGGGAUGAUGCCCAUCCAUCCCGUCCAAAAACACUAGGCUUCAUGGGAUCGGAAGAAUUCAUCCGCCUUCAAUUUGAAGAGUACCUCCUCGCCUUACUAUCCAGCAUGAAAUACCAUGAGGAGCUUGCCUCGCACUCGUCGGGUGAUUCGCCACACCGAAGCAGAGCUCAGCUACAAAACUUCAAUAUUGAAGGCGAUCCUGCUCUUGACUUCAAUGCAGAAUUUUUGACACAAUGGCAGAAAACCUCGAACUAUGCCCUUUUCUCAAAGCUUACCUCCGAUGCCCUCUUGUACUCAAUUACCGAGCCACGGCACCCAAGCGCUGGCGGGCUGACUAUGGAUGAUAUUCAGCGUCGUCUGUCUCAGCAGGUAGCCGAUCUUCACUUGGAUGAGCGAGUGCGCGAGGGUCGCGAAGCACUUGGCCGCCAACUUGCCACGGGGCAAAAGAAAGUUAGCGCGGCAUUCAAUACCUUCUGGUCGGAUAUAGAGUCCAUGCGUGAAGCUCAAAGAAAGCGCAACGAAGAGAAAGCUGCUGCCCAAUCCCAGCGCACCUCGAUUGAUACCUCGCGCUCUCCACCAACGACUUCGCAGGCGUCUCCCUCCGAGCCUUCUGGAGGUUGGCUUUCUCCUCGCCAAAGACCUUCCAUUGACGUUUCUCAGGCACAGGCUACUGUUAGCGUCGCCAGCCAAAAAGCCAGUGCAUACUUCAGUUCAUGGGGCUCCUGGGCCAGCGAAAAGCGCAAAGAGUGGCAAGAGAAACGCAGUUCAUCCCCAGGUCCAAACCCCAAUCCAGCAGUAGCCCCCGCAGCCAUUGUCUCCUCGCCCUCAACGCCGGUGCUCUCAGUCGCAACUGAAGACCUCGAGUCGGACCGUGGUCGUCGCCGAUCCAUGCAGCAGCAUCGCGCCAGUUCCAAUGGGGAUGCCUCGGACGGUCUCAGCCGUAGCAACAGCCGCCGCAAGCGAUGGAGCAACAUUAUUCUACGCCGCGAGAGCGGAGAGUUUAAACGGGACGAUGGCUCCGAUGCUCUUGACGCGCCUUAUCCCAAAUCCCCCUUGUCCCACGGUUCCCCAGCAUACGAGCCCGAAUCCCAGCAUAGCUCGGAGGUCAUCUUCUCACAGAAGGAGAACGACGAACCCAUUCAUGAGGCAACUCCUGCCAACGAAGACGGCUUCACAGCUGUGUCUCUCACGCCCGAGGACGGUCUCCGAGUCAAUAUGAACCCGGAGAAGACCACGAAGCCAUCCGAUGCACAGGAAGAUGAAACCACCACUCUCCCUAUCGAGGUAGAGAAAUAG
Messenger RNA from Penicillium odoratum, 2334 nucleotides. RefSeq lists its product as uncharacterized. The record is from RefSeq and is a predicted model, not a curated record. NCBI's taxonomy places the organism in Eukaryota, Fungi, Ascomycota, Eurotiomycetes, Eurotiales, Aspergillaceae. Gene Ontology annotation, cellular component: cytoplasm. The transcript is spliced from 10 exons. The coding region runs from base 1 to 2334 and encodes 777 amino acids.